AACAACACAAACCUCAAAUGUGCGGAUAAAAAGUUUUGAAAAGUUAAAAAAAAAAUGGUUUCAAUUUAUUUUGCCCUCAUUGCCCUGCUACUAAUUUUCCAUUACCUUGGGCGACAUUUUUCGUAUUGGCAACGUCGUGGCAUACCCUGUGCUCCGCCAAAUUGGAUUUUGGGAAACUUUGGCGAUGCUGUGAGCCGAAAAUCCCUUUGCCAAUUAUUUCGUGAUUACUAUGAGAAAUAUAAGCAGAAGGGAGGACCCUUCGUGGGUUUCUAUUGUUUCGCACAGCCCACGGUAAUGGUGAUGGAUCCGGAAUUGAUACGUCGUAUUCUUAUAACCGAUUUCCCGAAAUUCAACACCCACAUGAUGUACUGCAAUGAGAGAGAUGAUCCCCUGACGGGCCAGUUGUUUAACUUGACUGGCGAUAGAUGUGUUUUCCUGAAAUAUCAAAGAAACUGGGUAUCAAAGAAACCC
Molecule: messenger RNA, 471 nt
Organism: Musca domestica (house fly)
Lineage: Eukaryota; Metazoa; Arthropoda; Insecta; Diptera; Muscidae
Product: probable cytochrome P450 6a23
Exons: 1
Molecular function (GO): iron ion binding; monooxygenase activity; heme binding
Source: RefSeq, a predicted model, not a curated record